AUGGGUGUGAGCCUCCUGGAGGAAGCGCUGGUGGCGCGUUCCGAGGGAGAAGGCGCAAUGGGCCGCCUGGUUGAUGACAUCCUGCAGGAGGUGCGGAGGUGCUGCAAGGAGUCGGCUCUGGGGGCGCAUCGUCUGGCGCUGCGCGUGCUGCAGCACGGCUCCAGCGACGAGGGCAAGGCCUUCGCCCUGGAGGUGCUGGGAGAGGCGGGCGGACGCGGGCGGACGCGGGACCGCGGUUCGGCGGUAUUUUACCAGUGA
Effrenium voratum is the source of this 258-nucleotide messenger RNA. The record is from the annotation of a GenBank genome assembly. Lineage: Eukaryota; Dinophyceae; Suessiales; Symbiodiniaceae.